AUGGCCAUGCACCGCAACAAUAUACCUCCGUAUUCCGAUCUCCGUCUAAUCGAAGAGGAUUACCUCAGGUUUGUCGGUGCCCCGACUGCCCGUGGCAUACCAGUAGAACUGCAAUGUAAUUGGACCAAGGCCCAACGAGAGGACUUGGCAAAGCCCUAA
Bipolaris victoriae FI3 is the source of this 159-nucleotide messenger RNA. RefSeq lists its product as hypothetical. The transcript is spliced from 2 exons. Lineage: Eukaryota; Fungi; Ascomycota; Dothideomycetes; Pleosporales; Pleosporaceae. The record is from RefSeq and is a predicted model, not a curated record. Bases 1 to 159 code for a protein of 52 amino acids.